Messenger RNA from Stegastes partitus (bicolor damselfish), 1370 nucleotides. Its product is annotated as interleukin-1 receptor accessory protein-like 1. The annotation marks the transcript as partial. The record is from RefSeq and is a predicted model, not a curated record. The transcript has 6 exons. Lineage: Eukaryota; Metazoa; Chordata; Actinopteri; Pomacentridae. Gene Ontology annotation, biological process: negative regulation of exocytosis; signal transduction.
GUAGUCCUGUCAACCUGACGUGCAGAGCGUUCUUCGGAUACAGCGGAGACGUCAGUCCGCUGAUCUACUGGAUGAAAGGGGAGAAGUUUAUCGAGGAUCUGGAUGAGGAGCGGGUCCAAGAGAGCGAGAUCAAGACAAUCCGGGAGCACCUGGGGGAGCAGGAGGUCUCCAUCUCUCUGACCAUCGACUGUCUGGAGGAGAGCGAUCUGGGCAAUUACUCCUGCUACGUGGAAAACGGCAACGGGCGGCGACAGGCCAACAUCCAGCUCACCAAGAAAGCCGAGCUGAUGUACACGGUGGAGCUAGCCGGCGGUUUGGGGGCGAUCCUGAUGCUGCUGAUCUGCCUGGUGACGCUGUACAAGUGCUACAGGAUCGAACUCAUGCUCUUCUACAGGAACCACUUUGGCAGCGAGGAUAUAGACGGAGAUAACAAGGACUAUGAUGCUUACCUGUCCUACACCAAAGUGGACCCGGACCAGUGGAGCCAGGAGACCCGGGAGGAGGAGCGCUUUGCCCUGGAGAUCCUCCCCGACGUGCUGGAGAAGCAUUAUGGGUAUAAACUCUUCAUUCCAGACAGGGAUUUGAUCCCCACAGGAAGUUUCACCAAUGAUCAUUUCCAGGAUGACACAAGACUACUUAGAGCCUACAUCGAGGACGUGGCGCGCUGCGUGGACCAGAGCAAGCGCCUCAUCAUCGUCAUGACGCCCAGCUACGUGGUGCGGAGGGGGUGGAGCAUCUUUGAGCUGGAGACGCGGCUGCGCAACAUGCUGGUGACCGGCGAGAUCAAAGUCAUCCUGAUCGAGUGCGCCGAGCUGCGCGGCAUCAUGAACUACCAGGAGGUGGAGGCCCUCAAACACACCAUCAAGAUGCUGACGGUCAUCAAGUGGCGCGGCUCGUCCAGCAACAAGCUCAACUCCAAGUUCUGGAAGCAGCUGCUCUACGAGAUGCCCUUUAAGCGCAUGGAGCCCCUCAGCAUCUCCCACGAGCAGGUGCUGGACGUCAGCGAGCAGGGCCCCUUCGGCGAGCUCCAGACCGUCUCGGCCAUCUCCAUGGCAGCAGCCACCUCCACCGCCAUGGCGACGGCACACCCGGACUUGCGUUCGACCUUUCACAACUCUUGCCACACCCAGAUGAGGCAGAAACACUAUUACCGUAGCUACGACUACGACCUGCCGCCCGGCGGCACGCUCCCGCCACUCUCCUCGCUAGGCAACCAGCACACCUACUGCAACAUCCCCAUGACGCUCAUCAACGGACAGCGGCCGCAGUCCAAGUCACCGCGCCAGCAGAGUCUGGAGGAAGCCCACGGCAACAACGCCAUGCUGCCACUGCUUCCCAGAGAGACCAGUAUAUCCAGUGUCAUCUGGUGA